Messenger RNA from Exophiala bonariae, 954 nucleotides. RefSeq lists its product as uncharacterized. NCBI's taxonomy places the organism in Eukaryota, Fungi, Ascomycota, Eurotiomycetes, Chaetothyriales, Herpotrichiellaceae. Gene Ontology annotation, molecular function: protein-disulfide reductase activity. The coding region runs from base 1 to 954 and encodes 317 amino acids. Gene Ontology annotation, cellular component: cytosol. The transcript is spliced from 2 exons. The record is from RefSeq and is a predicted model, not a curated record.
AUGUCGAAAACUGUUCAUAUCGAGUCGACCGUACAAUUCUCCAACCUGCUAUCCUCCUCUAUCAUUGUCGUUGCCGACUUCUACGCCGACUGGUGCGGACCAUGCAAACAAAUUGCUCCAGUAUAUGAGGAAUUAUCGGCCAAACUGUCCAAGCCAAACAAAAUCACAUUUGCCAAAAUCAACACCGACCAACAACAAGAUCUCGCACGGUCUUACAAUGUUAGAGCCAUGCCUACUUUUAUGAUCUUCAAGAACUCUCAACAAAUCCAUUUCAUCGAAGGCGCCGACCCAAGAAAGCUAUCGCAGGUGGUGAAAGACCUCGCAAAUGAGGCAAAUAAGUUGGAGGGCGAGGAUGCUGGUGGCAGUUCAAGUGGCGGGACAUGGCUAGGCGCGGAACUUCCUCGUGGAUAUGGGGACGUGACUAGCUCCGUCGAUUUCUUGAGCCUGGAGUUGUUGAAUUGGGACUCUACACAUGGAACCGCAAGAACGUUGAUUAGUGGCGACAAGCCUAAAGGUCAAGCGGAUGCGAAAGAUUGGGUUGAAAGUGACACCGACGAACAACUCAUGCUCUACAUCCCUUUCCAAUCCACCCUGAAGAUCCAAUCCAUUCACCUCACCUCCCUGCCCGAAAACACGGAUGACGACGAGCAACCCAGCAGGCCAAAAGUGGUCAAAAUCUACACCAACCGACCACACAUUCUUGGGUUUGACGAGGCGGACGACACACAGCCAGCACAAGAGGUUACUUUGUCAGAAAAAGACUGGGAUCCCAAGACAGGUACUGCCAAACUUGACCUGCGCAUUGUCAAGUUCACGAAUGUUUCCAGUCUGGUCAUUUUUGUGGUGGAGAGCGUAGGAGACAACGAGAAGGUUAGAAUUGACCGAAUCAGAAUCAUCGGCGAGACUGGAGAGAAGAGAGAUGGCAAGAUUGAGAAGAUAGCAUCGGAUGAUUGA